CAUGGAGACUUGCAAGAAGACUGUAUUACUCGUAUACUACGGAGUCUUGAUGUUCUUGUCAUUUCAAGUUUCACAUGUUUAUUCUUCUACUAAAACCAUCAUCUCUACCAAUCAACCUCUUCCAAGAUUUGACACGCUUGUUUCCAGUGGUGAUAUUUUCGAACUUGGUAUCUUCAACCCAACUCCAGGUAUAUAUGGAAACUUCUACAUAGGCAUGUGGUACAGGCAAUCCUCUCCACGGACGGUUGUUUGGGUCGCGAAUCGAGAAUCUCCUGCCAGAGGGAUAGAUUCUCAUAACUGCUUUUUGAAUAUCUCAAAUGGAAACUUAAUUCUCCAUAACAAUAUAUACAAUGGAGCAAUUUGGUCAACCGGUGUUAACUCUAGUAAGGGCAAGGAUGUUCAAGCUGUUUUGCUUGAUAAUGGUAAUCUAGUCUUGAGAGAUGUGUCUUCUUCCUCCGCAGCUGUGUUGUGGCAGAGCUUUGAUCAUCCUUCGGAUACUUGGCUUCCAGUCGCUAAACUCAAAUUGAGAGACCAACGUCUCACUUCUUGGAAAGGCUUGACAGAUCCAUCACCGGGUCGAUACUCUCUCGAGUUUGACCAUCGUUCAAACUCCCUUAUAACGGUUUGGAAUAGAUCAAAGUCAUAUUGGUCGAGUGGACCAUGGGAUCCUCGACUUAGAGCUUUCAAGAAUUUUCCAGAUACGGUUAGUUUCAAACUGAAUGUGGAUGAGUCUUACAUUACAUAUUCAGUAGUUGAUUAUCCCGAUAGCAUAGCUCGUUUGGUCAUAGAUGUUUCGGGGCAGCUCGGGCUGCACAUUUGGAAUGCCGAUAUCCAGGUUUGGGAAACGACAUGGUCUCAACCUGAAAAUAAAUGUGAGGUUUACAAUUAUUGUGGAUCGUUUGGGAUUUGCAAUGAAAACCAAAAGGAGAUGCCUUGUAGAUGUGUUCCUGGUUUCGAACGAGUAGUUCGCCAAGGAUGGGACGACGUGAAUGAUUUUUCUGGUGGUUGUAAAAGGGAAACCAAGCUUCAAUGUGGCAAGGGAAAUGACAAGUUUGUUCCUAUUAAGAACAUUAAAUUAGCCAGUGAUCCAAUAACGUUGAUCUUGACAUCAAGUCUUGUUACCACAUGUGCUUCAGCUUGCCUAGCUAAUUGUUCUUGCCAGGCUUACGCGUUGGACAACAACAAGUGUUUAAUGUGGACAAGAAACGCUUUCAAUCUUCAACAACUCGAUGCAAAUGAGGGAAACACAUUCUUUCUUAGACUUGCAUCUUCAAACAUCUCACCUAAAGCGUCAAACAUCUCACCUCCAUUGUCAAACAUCUCAACUACAACUUCAAACCAGGGAAAAACAGAACAUUCUGAAGGCAUAAGCCUUGUGUUACCCAUUGUACUGUCAUUGCUAGUAGCAGCUGGUGCUGCACUUUUGGUAGGUUUGUAUUGUUAUAUUUCUUCAACAAGAAGAAGAAAAGGAACACAAACAGAGGAAAAACAGAGCAGAGAGCUAUUAGAAGGUGGCUUAAUUGAUGAUGAUGGAGAAAAUAUGUGUUACCUGAAUCUACAUGACAUAAUGGCUGCGACAAAUUCUUUCUCUGAGGAAAAAAAGUUAGGAGAAGGUGGUUUUGGCCCGGUCUACAAGGGUAAGCUUGCAAAUGGGAUGGAUGUGGCGAUCAAAAGGCUUUCAAAAAAAUCAAGUCAAGGUAUGAAAGAAUUCAAGAAUGAAGUAGUUUUGAUCAUAAAACUUCAACACAAGAACUUGGUGAGGCUUUUAGGAUAUUGUGUUGAAGGCGACGAGAAGCUACUAAUUUAUGAGUACAUGUCUAAUAAGAGCCUUGACAUCUUACUCUUUGACUCUUUAAAAUCUAGGGAAUUGGAUUGGGAGACCCGUAUGAAAAUAAUAAAUGGGACAACAAGAGGACUUCAAUAUCUGCAUGAGGACUCACGUCUUAGGAUCAUUCACCGAGAUCUUAAGGCAAGCAAUAUUCUUCUCGACGAUGAUAUGAAUCCUAAGAUCUCGGAUUUUGGAACUGCCAGGAUCUUUGGUGUCAAGCAAAUCGAUGAUAGCACCCAAAGAAUCGUCGGAACAUUCGGCUAUAUGGCACCGGAAUAUGCAUUAGGCGGAAUGAUUUCAGAGAAAUCGGAUAUAUAUAGCUUCGGGGUAUUGUUAUUGGAGAUCAUAUCAGGGGAAAAGGCUACAAGGUUUCUUCAUAACGACCAAAAACACAGCCUUAUUGCAUAUGCAUGGGAAUCUUGGUGUGAAACAAAAGGUGUAAGCAUUAUAGAUAAAGCAUUGUGUGGUUCGAAUGAUUUAGAAGAAGUGAUGCGGUGCAUUCACAUAGCACUUCUUUGUGUUCAAGAUCAUCCUAAAGAUAGACCAACAAUAUCGCAAAUCGUGUAUAUGUUGAGCAACGAUCAAAAUCUCCCAAUUCCAAAACAACCAACCUUCUCAAACGUAUUGACCAGUGAUCAACAGUUAGCAUCGUCAUCUGACUACGCGUUCUCCACAAAUGAAGCAACGCAGACAGAAAUUGAACCACGAUGAAAAAUAACAAUACUUUUUUGGUAAAAAUAUUUGUAUGAUCAUCUAAUAAGUGUAUUAUUUUUAAUCACACCAUAUUGUUUAC
Messenger RNA from Capsella rubella, 2621 nucleotides. Its product is annotated as G-type lectin S-receptor-like serine/threonine-protein kinase At4g11900. The coding region runs from base 2 to 2539 and encodes 845 amino acids. The transcript is spliced from 7 exons. The record is from RefSeq and is a predicted model, not a curated record. Gene Ontology annotation, molecular function: ATP binding; protein serine/threonine kinase activity. Lineage: Eukaryota; Viridiplantae; Streptophyta; Magnoliopsida; Brassicales; Brassicaceae. Gene Ontology annotation, biological process: recognition of pollen; protein phosphorylation.